AAAUAAUGAAACCUUUAAAAAUUAUUUAUUACAAAGUCGGUAGAGUGCAUUGAACAUAUUUUCAUCAAAAUUUGCUUAUAACAGGCUAUUUGUAAUGUUCAGAAGAGUUACGCAAUGGGUCCUACUGUAAAACUGAGGUAUCUCUACGCAAUAUUUAUGCCAAUGGUAAUGACGGAAGUUUUUGGACUAUAUUUGGACUACACAGAAUCUACUGAAUUCAUACAUCAGCGCGCUGGUUAUGACAUUCGAUUACACUGUGGUGUUGAAGGAUUGAUGGAUGAAGAACAGCUCGCAGAUAAAAAGAUCUAUUGGUUUUUUAAGUGUCGAGAAAAAACGUUCAUCGGCGAAAGCUGCCAUAAGUGGAUGCAGUUACCUUGUGAAGAAAACUUUUGCCAAUCAGACUUGUUGCUCCACAAUGUCACUGAGGAGUAUUCUGGCUUAUAUAAAUGUACCGUUGUGCCACUGAAGUAUAAAUCUGGACACGCGCUUGAUAUUCAAUUCGUUCGUACUUAUCAACUUGAUGUGAAAAAUACUAGUGCGGCUAUACCCAAAUUCGUAGAUCCAUACCCUUUAAAUAAGACGGCUGUUAUCAAUGACCAAGUGGUGUUUCAGUGUCGGGUGCAAAGUGAAGAGCAUCCCACCAUAAAGUGGUUUCGCCGCACACCAGCUUCUCUUCCCAAUGAUUUGGAAAAUAUGGCUAUCAAUAGUAAUAAUCUUAAUGCGCACAUUGUCCAUUACAACGGACAUAUCUAUGAGCUGUUGCAUACGGCUGGUGAAAAAUACAUAGGAGAAGAUAUGUUUCUAAGCAAAUUGAUAUUAAAUGGAGUGAGUCUGAGGGAUGCGGGUUACUAUGCAUGUGCCGCUAUUACUUUUCAUGGUUAUAAAAUUAGAGAAGCAUUCUUAGAAGUUCAUCGUCAAGGAUAUGUAGAAGACUACAGCGCUAACGGGGAAGCAUACACCGAUCCGAGUGAAUUCUGGUUACUAUUUUUAAUGCCUGUGGGGUUAGCAAUGCCCCCGCUGAUAUUUUGGCUAAGCUAUUUGAUUUAUAAACGGUACACCACGCAUACGGAGAUUCAAAGAAACUCGCAAACUUAUUCCGAAGACUUCAUAGAAGACGAUAACUGUGUGCUGAGAGCGUAGUAGUGCGAAUAAAGUGUUAAAACUCAUAGUUUAUAUGUUGUAUUCAAUGAAAAGUAAUUAAAAAUAAGACAAAUACGCUUAUUAAUUUAAUUGAAGUAUACAUACAUACAUAUAUAUAAAUCAAUAUGAAUAUCAACUAAAUUAGGUAUUCAAGCUCAUUCCUGAUAUAGAUUGUAAUUAUUGUAAAUAAUUCGCGAAAUAAUUAAGAACAUUGCCAUACUAUAUACAUUUAUUAUAUAUAUGUACAUAUGUAUAUAAAUUCAUGAUUGUA
This is a messenger RNA of Bactrocera tryoni, 1411 nucleotides long. Its product is annotated as fibroblast growth factor receptor 3. The record is from RefSeq and is a predicted model, not a curated record. Bases 115 to 1140 code for a protein of 341 amino acids. NCBI's taxonomy places the organism in Eukaryota, Metazoa, Arthropoda, Insecta, Diptera, Tephritidae. The transcript has 5 exons.